AUGUCUGAUCCAGAACCGCGCCGAUCCUUCAGAGCCACCAAAGGACAGCACACCAAAGCAUUCGAGGAACUCGGCAACGGUCCCGACAUGAAGAACAAGCGGCAGUCAAAGAAGGGGGGCAAGAAGUCGUCGCAGAAAGAGGAGGCUCAAGACGAGGACGAGGAAGUCAUACGGUGCAUCUGCGGCGCGACGACCCAGGAAGACGACGAUGCCAACGAGCCAUGGAUUGCAUGCGACAAGUGCGGCGCCUGGCAGCACAACGUGUGCGUCGGCAUGAGCGUUUUCACAGAAGACUUGACCAAAGACUACUUUUGCGAGCAGUGUGCUCCCGACGACCACAAGGAGACUCUAGAAGCCAUCGCAAAGGGAGAGAAGCCCUGGGUGGAGCGACGCCAGAAGUACGAGGACGACAAGAAGAAGAAGAAAGGAAAGAAGGGGAAAGGAAAGCGGAUCAGUGAUACCCAAGGAAAGGAGAAGGAUCGCCUGUCGCCUGACAACGCCUCGUCGACCAACAAGAACAAACUGUCCCCAACCCCAGAUAUCAAAAAGGAGGAUAUAUCCCAGGAUGCUCUAGCAGCGUCCUCAAAGGGGAAGCGGAAAUCCCGCGAUCAUUCGCAAGGCCCUCAGUCGAAGAUUCAAAAGACGACAGAGACGCCAGCGGCACCAACACCUACUUAUCCUGCGUACACACCACCUGAUGACCUUCCUGCGACGAUUGCUGAGCUAGAAGCAGUUCGACAGCAGAAAGCCAAGGCUCUGCUCAAGUCGCUGGAUGUUGCAAUCGAACAAGCAGAGAGAAAGGGCUUGUAUGCUGUCCCAGCCGAUACGACCAAGAAGGCAGUCACGGAAAGACUGGCCAUCGAGAUUGAGCGAGCGUUUCAUGAUGCGCAUGGCACCAAUUCCGGUGCUGCAGCGCAACUAAGGACGCUUGUAUUCAACCUCAAGGGCAACGUGGACUUGUCCGCGCAACUGUUUAACAGGACACUGCCGCCGCCUUCAUUCGUCAUCAUGACUGGCGAGGAGCUUGCGAAUAAGGAGCUGCAGAAGGAGAACGCCGAGCUCAAGGCUCGAGCGGAGAAGCAAUCCAUCCUGAUCCAGCAAGAUGGACCGCGGAUGAGGAGGACACACAAAGGCGACGAAGUGGUGGAAGGCGAUGCCUACACAGCGGUCACGGAAGAAGCACCAUCUGCACUACGCCGCGCAGAUGCUAUGGAUGUCGACACGGACGAGGCGGCCCCAAAGGAGAAAUCCGCGGCGGCCGGCGCACCCCUUCGGGUUGACACAAAAGCAGCAGCUGGAUCGAACAAGCAGCAGAACUUCGACAUCGGCAAAGUCUUCAACAGCGUGCGCUCGCCCUCAGCAACUCACCAACGCCGGCAAUCUGCGCAAGUUCCAUCAGCUGGGCCUGGCGAGGACGCUGACGUUGAUCGCCUGCUCAAGGACGGCACAGAAUCACCACCAUAUUCACCGACACAGAACGUCGUCGACCCAGACGUCAUCUGGAGCGGGCCCCUGGUUAUGACAAACAUCGCAGAUGUCUCGGUAUCGGCAAAGCACGUCGGUGGAGCUGAUCUCAAGAAGGCAAAGAACAUUGAAUGGACAGAGCUCAUUCCUGCAGUUCUGACAGUAGCUGGGCGCAUUCCCGAGGACAAGGCUGUGCCAUAUCUUUGUGCCAUGCGGUACAACAACCAGAUCGAUCUCAUCUUCACGAGCCUUUCGCCGUCGAACGCAGGUGACGAGAUUGCCAAGAAGCAGUUCACCGAUGUCAUCAAGUAUUUCCAGUCUAAGAAGCGAUACGGCGUCGUCGGCGACAAGAAGCUGGGCAACGUGCGCGACACGUACCUGAUUCCAAUCUCCGAGGGCGACGGACCUCUGCCCGAGCCACUGCAGAACAUUGACGACCACAAAAUCCCCGUCAAGCGUAGUGAGCCUAUGCUGCUCAUGGUUUUCGUGUUCAGGGACGAGAAGCAGGCUCAGAUACCACUCGAGCAGCAGAAGCUCGAAUUACAAGGCGCAAGCCCGACGACGAGCGAUCAAAGCACACCGGUACCACACCGCCACUCUGUUGCGACGCCAGGGUAUUCUCCGGCGACGCCUCACGCUCCUCAAGCUCCGGGAGGUGGCAUCCAUCCCACACCACCUCCCCAAUACAGCCAGACUCCUGUGCCACCGCCGUCGAUACCAGGCCAGCCAUCCCAGCAUGCACCACCACGACCGCCGCAGCCCCAUCCUAGCCAGGCCACAGCGCCGCACGAUCCUAACGCGGCAGCAAUGAGGGCGGCGCAGGCCGAAGGCGAGAGGAAAGCCCGCCAGGUACUCGGACCUCUGUUCGCGAGUGCCACAGUGACUUUCCUCCUCCCGCACGCCGCCCGGAUGAAGGAGGGUGAAUGGAAUGCAGUUAAGCGCUGCCUCGAGCGCGAUCCUCGGGCACGCGACGACCUGCCGCUGCUGAGCAAGCUGCUGACAGAAGAAGGCAACAACGCUCGGCAGGCUGGUCAACAGCAGCAGCAACAGCAGCAGCAAGGAGCCGCACCAGGCGGAGUUCAGAAGACAAUGGCAGCUGCCGGACGCCAGCCGAGUCCUGCCGGACCUCGCCCGACUCCUCAGCAGCACCAGCAAGCACACGCAAUGCAGGGCAAGCAGCAGCAGCAUCCUCACCAACCGGUGCUGCCCCAAACUCAGCAGCAGCAACAAUCGCAACAGACACAGCAGUCCGCAACAGGCAUGACAUCUGGGCCUGCUGCAGCUGCAGCGGCACGUGCACCUCAGUCGCAGCCAGCAGCCGUGCCAGCAUCGGCACCAGCACCGUCGCCACUCACGCAAUCGCAACCGCAGCAGCAGCAACAGCAAGCAGCGGCACAGAAACAAUAA
Molecule: messenger RNA, 2871 nt
Organism: Microdochium trichocladiopsis
Lineage: Eukaryota; Fungi; Ascomycota; Sordariomycetes; Xylariales; Microdochiaceae
Product: SPOC domain-containing protein
Exons: 2
Coding region: 1-2871 (956 amino acids)
Biological process (GO): transcription antitermination; DNA-templated transcription; regulation of mRNA 3'-end processing
Cellular component (GO): nucleus
Molecular function (GO): RNA polymerase II transcription regulatory region sequence-specific DNA binding
Source: RefSeq, a predicted model, not a curated record